GAGAAUGUCAAACAUUUGCCGCUGCGAUGCGGUUGCUGGCUUGCAGACCAACUUAGCUUGCAGGGGGGGUUCAUAGAGGCAGGUUUUAUGUCAUUGGAGCAGCCUUGUACAGUACACCGGGUGAGUCGACUUAAAUAUGCCUUGUCCCUCCGAGUUGGGUUGGGAGUCACGCACAAUUCCAAUUCCUGCAUUCUGGUCUAUUCAGUCCGCUAUUUGAACAAGUCUUCCGACCCACGCUCCCCUUCAAAUCUCAACCCUAUUCCUAUACCACGACAAGCCAGUCAAAUAUCAAAUUAAGUCAAGAUGUGUCUCUUCUCCAGCCCCAAACCGCGCCGCCGGCACGCAUACAUCGAGGAAACCUACAUCGCACCUCGACCCGUCUCACGGCACUCUCAUCAUCAUCACGGCCACGGCAGAUCGUCAUACACCGAAGUUAGAAGAACCUCUCGGCCAGUGAGCAGAGAGUAUAUCGCCCCUGCGAGGAUGAGCCAGAGCAGCUACAGACGAAGCGCGCCUGUGGUCGUCGAGGAGAGGAGGAGCACAAGGUCUUACCGUCGAUAAACCAGCAGUUUGGACUGGAAUCACAGUUGGUGCCGGAGGUUCGAAAGCAAUGAGAAGUCGUUUCGAUAAUACGAUUGAUGGUUUUAGCGUGGCGGAGUAAAGGCCAGGGAUGAGCGUGUAAGGUACUAAGGAGUAUGGUUGGUUGAGCGGGGCGCAUUUGGUGGAUUCAUUUUUCUAGCGUAUUUCGUCAUAUUCCAGCGUAAUUUCAUGGUCAGUUGAAAUGUGUGUUAUUUUUGAAGCUCGUGAGCAUCGUUAGCUGUUGCCCAGAUGAACCAAUUGCGUGAUGAUGACGAUCCCACGCUCCGGCCGUUGCAAUUUCCAGACUCCAAGCAAGUCUGCCACGCCCAUAUCGCUUACUCUUCCAGCAAC
Messenger RNA from Hyaloscypha bicolor E, 930 nucleotides. RefSeq lists its product as uncharacterized. Lineage: Eukaryota; Fungi; Ascomycota; Leotiomycetes; Helotiales; Hyaloscyphaceae. The coding region runs from base 304 to 561 and encodes 85 amino acids. The record is from RefSeq and is a predicted model, not a curated record. The transcript has a single exon.